This is a messenger RNA of Labrus bergylta (ballan wrasse), 692 nucleotides long. Lineage: Eukaryota; Metazoa; Chordata; Actinopteri; Labriformes; Labridae. The record is from RefSeq and is a predicted model, not a curated record.
UGAAAACAAACCGCUCCGUGGCUCGGUGGUUCAUUUAAAACGGCAGUGAACCGAACAGCGAGUAUUUCACAGCUCCGUCUUCAUCUCUGGUCACUCUCACAUCGCAGCUGGAAGAUAGAAAAAGGAAGCAGCACAUGGAGGGGAGAACUUUGACUUUUCUUUUCUUAUCAGGUCUGUUUUUCCUUCCUGUCUGUUUCCCUCGUCGCUACAUCCUCGUUAGAGAGGCAUUAAACUGGACUGAAGCUCAGAGAUACUGCAGAGAGAAGUUCAUAGACCUGGCCUCUGUGAGCAGCGAGCAGGAGUCAGAGCGGCUGCGGGAGGCUACAGAGGAACAUGAUGAGGAUCAUCUGUGGAUUGGACUGUACGAUGACAUCGACAGCUGGAGGUGGUCCCUGGAGGAGGAGGGAUACUAUGGAGAAGGAGAAGCCGAGUUCAGGAAGUGGGGUGGCUUGGAACCCAAUAACUUUAGGGGAGUCGAACACUGUGCAAUGAUGCAUAUCAGCGGCCUAUGGAAUGAUGCUCCUUGUGAUACAAAGAGAUGGUUUACAUGCUUUAAGGACUCCUCCUCCAGCUUCAUCUUAGUGAAUGAGUCAAAGACCUGGACGGAGGCUCAGAGAUACUGCCGAGAGCGCUACACUGACCUGGCCAGUGUGAGGAACCAAUCAGAGAACGACCAGAUCAAGGGCUUUUGA